This is a messenger RNA of Megalops cyprinoides (Indo-Pacific tarpon), 747 nucleotides long. It is a transcript of the gene efcab1, whose product is annotated as EF-hand calcium binding domain 1. Gene Ontology annotation, molecular function: calcium ion binding. Lineage: Eukaryota; Metazoa; Chordata; Actinopteri; Elopiformes; Megalopidae. The coding region runs from base 1 to 654 and encodes 217 amino acids. The record is from RefSeq and is a predicted model, not a curated record. The transcript has 5 exons.
AUGUCGGAAAUGUCGGCGAUGAAUAGAAAAAUUAUUCAAAAUCUUGCAGAGGUUUUUUCAAGGCAUAUCAAACACUUUAAUAAAACAGAGAUUGAGCGUCUGAUACGACUGUACAAUGGCCUCCUGGGAGAUCAGACUGAUCGGCGAGCAGGGAAUGGCCUGGACCGUGGAAAGUUCAGGAACAUACUGCAUAAGACGUUUGGUAUGACAGACGAUAUGAUCAUGGACAGAGUCUUCCAUGCAUUCGACAAGGACAACGACAGCUACGUCAGUGUGAAGGAGUGGAUAGAGGGUUUGUCAGUGUUUCUGCGUGGGACAUUAGAUGAAAAAAUUAAGUACUGCUUUGACGUUUAUGACUUGAAUGGGGAUGGACAUAUCUCUCGGGAAGAGAUGUUCCACAUGCUGAAAAACAGCCUCAUCAGGCAGCCAACAGAGGAAGACCCAGACGAAGGGAUCAAAGACUUAGUGGAGAUCGCUCUGAAGAAAAUGGAUCAUGACCAUGAUGGACGACUGUCUUACACAGACUUUGAGAAGGCAGUAAGGGAUGAAAACCUUCUACUUGAAGCUUUUGGGACUUGCCUUCCUGAUGCAAAGGUAAAUAUAUCCAACGGAGAUUUCAUCAGCUUUAUGAAGCUGUUUCAAUUGACCUCGUAAAGUGCACGAAUGAGACAUGUUAUCUUCCCUAUUCUAUUGCAGAGCAUACUGGCAUUUGAACAGCAAGCAUUCCAGGACCCUCUUGAUGCUUAA